AUGAUUGGUCUCCCAUUGGACGAUGCUUCGCCAAGAACUAAAAAGUACACCUCUGUUGGUGCUGCUUCCUUAAUCAUCUUUCUCAUUGUAUUCUUUUCCACCAAUUUAUUCGAAUACACAAAGAUCUUCUUCACCACUAUCCCCAAAGACGACUCCAACAUUUGUCCCGUUGGUAAACCAAUUGCACCUGCCUCAUUCUACAAAGACAACUCCACUGUAUUGACCAUCUUAAACAAUGAAGAGUAUAGAGAGAAAUCAAUCAAGAGAUUGUCGGGCGCUAUUCAGAUUGAUACUCAAAUCUUUGACAAUCAACCUGAUGUCGAUGAAAGUCCAAAGACGUGGGAAAAGUUUGAAAACUUUCACAAAUACUUGAAAAAGACCUUUCCUUUGGUUUACGAACAGAUUGAAGUUGAAACCGUCAACACUUAUGGCUUGAUUUACACUUGGAAAGGCUCAGCAAAGAAGUUGAAACCAAUAUUGUUGACAGCUCACCAAGACACUGUUCCAGUACAAAACGAAACCUUGGACAAAUGGACAUUUCCACCUUUUGAAGGACACUAUGAUGGUAAAUUCAUCUAUGGCCGUGGUGCUGCCGACUGUAAAAACGUAUUGAUUGCAAUCUUGGAGACCUUGGAGUUGCUUGUCAUCCAAGGAUACAAACCAGAAAGAACCAUUGUUGCUGCAUUUGGUUUUGAUGAAGAAUCCUCGGGUCUUCGUGGUGCAUCAAGAAUUGCCGAGGUUUUGGAAAACAAAUGGGGUAAAGACUCAUUUUACGCCGUGGUUGAUGAAGGUGCAGGCUUGAGCAAAGACCCAAUCACUAAAACUGUGUUUGCCAACCCAGGUACCGGUGAAAAAGGUUACAUUGACAUCCUUGUAGACUUGACCACCCCAGGUGGACACUCGAGUAUUCCACCUGACCAUACUUCAAUUGGUAUUGUUUCUGAAUUGGGAUACCUCAUUGAGAAAGACCCAUUUGAACCCAUCUUGACUCCCGAAAACCCAAUCUUUGAAUACUUUCAAUGCCUUGCCGUGCACGAUCCUAAAAACAAGAUUCCAAAAUUCUUUAAAAAGACAAUUUUGAGAGCAGCUUAUGAUAAAUUCGCCAAUGCUAAAUUGGUUGAGGCUAUCUCAAAAAAUAGAAUUACAAAAUACUUGAUUAGAACAUCUCAAGCCCUCGAUAUCAUCAAUGGAGGUGUCAAGGCCAAUGCUUUGCCAGAAAACACCAAAUUAUUGGUCAACCACAGGAUUGCAAUCGAAUCAAACGUUGCCGAUACCAUUAAGCAUUUCAACAAAAGAGUAAUUGAAGUUGCCAAAGAGCACAAUUUAAAAGUUGUCUCCUUCAAUGAAACCGUUUAUGAGCCCAAAGAAUACAAUGGUGCCGGUGUCUUUAACAUUUACUCUACCCACGGAGGUUUGGAAUCUGCACCAGUAACCCCUUCAAACGAUACUGUUUGGAAAUACCUUUCUGGUGUUACCAGACACGUGUUUGAAGACCUUGUUUUCACCAACAUUUCGUACCCAAUUGUUUCGAGUCCAUCCAUCAUGACUGGUAACACUGACACCAGAUACUACUGGAACUUGACGAGAAACAUUUUUAGAUACUCGCCAUUCUACGUUGAAAGCUUUAUCGCUGGUAUGGGUAUCCACUCUGUCGAUGAAAGAUUGGAGUUUGAUGGCCAUUUGCAAUUGCAUGCUUGGUUCUAUGAAUACUUGCAAGCCAUUGAUACUGCAAAAGCAGACAAUUAA
Messenger RNA from Lodderomyces elongisporus, 1746 nucleotides. It is a transcript of the gene CPS1, whose product is annotated as Gly-Xaa carboxypeptidase. The transcript has a single exon. The record is from RefSeq and is a predicted model, not a curated record. Gene Ontology annotation, molecular function: metallocarboxypeptidase activity. Gene Ontology annotation, cellular component: fungal-type vacuole lumen. Bases 1 to 1746 code for a protein of 581 amino acids. Lineage: Eukaryota; Fungi; Ascomycota; Pichiomycetes; Serinales; Debaryomycetaceae.